This is a messenger RNA of Puntigrus tetrazona (Sumatra barb), 1494 nucleotides long. RefSeq lists its product as uncharacterized. Gene Ontology annotation, molecular function: protein binding. The record is from RefSeq and is a predicted model, not a curated record. The coding region runs from base 129 to 1310 and encodes 393 amino acids. Lineage: Eukaryota; Metazoa; Chordata; Actinopteri; Cypriniformes; Cyprinidae. The transcript has 8 exons.
UUGCUCUUAUGACCACAAAGACUGUUUUAGGAUGCUGCUGAAGUUUGACUGACCAUACUAUUGUAGUGUAGGUUAUUAUUACAGUGCGAGCUGCAAGGCUAAAGAGCGUAGCGUUUUGCUUUAAGGAUAUGAUGCCGUCUAUGGAUACUGGAAUUAUGGGAUGGAGCUCCAUGGACAAAGUUCUGGCAUUGUUUUGGCAACUUCUGCACUUCUUUCAGGCUUUCAGCCUUCCAUGUUCCAGAAGUCCAUCCUCUGUCCAUGUGCAGGUGGCAUUUCAGUGUUUUCCAUCCCGGACAGAUCAUUUUUAUACACUUUUUUUGGGAAACAAGGUUCUGAGCAGUACAGCAGUGUGUGAAGAUGUGUGUGAAUGUGUGAUGAAGUUCAGGGUACCACAAGUUUCUGAGAAGCUGGAAUUCAGUCUACAGUCACACAAUGGCACAGAACUGCUGGAUGCCAAGACUUUCCACUUUGCUCCUCUCAUGACAUCCUCUUUACGCAUGAAUGUCUCAUCCACGACUGCCGUGCUCAGCUGGCCUACUUUAGAUGACGGAGAUGUCUUGGAUGUGUGUUUGGAUAAGCACUGUUGGGUUGUGUCCCGUUUUCAGCCAUUCCACCAGGUUACAGGGUUACAGCCUGGCCGUCGUUACAAUGUCAGUGUGGCAAAGAAAACAUUCAUCCCUCAUCUCCAAAUUAAUGUCACACAAAGCCAUCAGCUGGGUAUAAAGACAGGUCUGUGUCCCGCUGGCUGGCAUGCUGUGGGAUGGAGCUGUUAUAAGGUGAACCUGAUGUUCCUGCCAUGGUCUGGAGCGAAGCAAGAGUGUGAAAGAUCAACCCCAGGGUCGCAUCUGGCCAACACAAAGACAGAUGCAGAGUUUCUAUCUGUCAUAUCCUUCUUAGAAUCCUAUAACCAUCUUCAGCUGUUGUGGACAGCUUUAAAUGACCGUGAGACAGAAGGUGAUUUCCGCUGGUCUGAUGGCUCAACCUAUAAUUUAAAUAUUGAAAUGACAUCAUCGCUUGCAUCCAAUCAAACGGGCUGUGUUGCGAUGCAGAAGAAUGCGACCGAGUGGGAUUCUUCUUCACUGCUUUCCUGUGUUCCCUGCAGUUCCCCUAUAUUUGUCAAGAAGAGUUGUCGCAGAGCAGCGGUGAAUGGCUGUAUUUGGAGAGUGUGUGUGAGACAGAAGCAGUGUUUAUCUGGUCAGAUGUAUCUCACCUGGAUUUAUCUGCUGGUUUUACGCUUGCUCUACAAUCAGAAGAUGAUUCAAAGGAUCCAACCGUCUCACGUGUGGUGCUCACAAACACUCAAGACAUAGUGAGAGUUCAAGGUCUCUCUCCUGGACACGUCUAUCAUUUCUCACUGGUUCUUAAACGGCCCAGUGGGGUGUCUCAGACACUUGGGCCCAUUUUUAUUGCCAAUACAAAGCCGAAUCCUCCUCAGAAUCUCACAGUGACAGCUGUCACGUCCAGUCGGAUUGCAUUGUGUUGGACUGCCCCCGA